AUGGAGUUCUCGUCCUCUUCCUCCUCCGAUGCGGAGCUAGAAGAGGAGCUGCAUCGGAACUUCCACCGUGAGCAAAGAGAGCAACGUGGUAUUGUCCGCGCAUCCUCAUCGCCCAACAGCUACCAAACUAUGAGCUUCCCGAUGCCUGAUGGUCGAUCAAUCGAGGUUCGGAAAGGCUCCAUCUACAUUCCCUUGCGUGACAUGUACGUUCACGUGCUGCAGGCGCGCCGGUGCCCAGAGCGGUGGUUUGGCGACGGACGUGUGCCCCUUCGGCGACGCCGCCCACUACCGGCAGAUGUGGUAGUGUUACAACGGGUAACGGAGGCAGCAGCAGCUGGCCGAGGUGGCAGUACUCCUCGUCCGCUCGUCAGCGUGACGCUGAGGGAGGCGACUGAUAACGACUUUUUCAUUUUCAAGGAGGUUCGAUCACGAAAGGCUGAAGGGGAUGCUGGCGAAGUCGCCGCCCCUAUUAUCAGGAUCGCUCCUUUUACGCCACAGAAACGCCAGAACAGCUGGCACGAUCCUCUUACUGACACGCGCUUUCAACGCAUGACGUUCCUAUCCCGUUGGCAUUUCUCUAUGGCCUAUCCGCGAUUGCUGAGAGAGUAUCGGUACGACACGUGGGACGCCAUCGAGCUUUCCCCUCCACUUCACAUGGAAGACGUGUGCUGCUACGAUGAUUUGCUGGGCAUCUUAUGGUGCCUAAGUGGGCGGGAUGGGCGUCUGUGCUACUUGCGAUACGACAACAACGCUGUCACCACUACUCGCAGCACCGCCCUCACGUCGGUCUGCGUUACCACGGUCGAUGUGACCACUGCGCAGCGGUGUGUCGGAAUAUACUGUAAGCAUGAAGGGUCUCCGUCGUACGACGCAGCCGGUGGUGAUUACCAGGAAGCAAACAGCUGCGUGUGCUGCCUGCUCGUGGUCACCGCCUCCCACGCUCUGUGCGUACGUCUCGUGUACACCUGGGGUAAUAAGUUUACAGUAGACCACGUGUUGUCGACACUGAAGGUGGAAUCGGUUCUCUCCAAGCCCUUGCAACUGGCAAAUGUGACGUGCUGCUGCCCCGGGAACGCGGAAAAGCCGCCUGGUGUACCGCUGUCCUCCAGCACCAACGACAUGUCCUUUUGCGUUGGUGCUGGGCGAAGUGUGUUUGCGUUCAUCUGGCGGAAUGGUCAGUGGCGCAGAGUGCGCCUCGCCUCGUUUGUGGUGACCGACGUAACUGCCUUGACUCUCCACGCCGCGUUUGGGCAUUCCUCGCUGCCUGUUGCUGUCGUCGCUGGCAUGCGCAACGGAACGAUUCAAGUCGUUACCGCAGAGGGGCGGCUGCACAACAAGGUCAUCUUCGACCCCACACCUCGACACUGUGGGUCUGAUAUUACCUCCAUGUAUGCAGUACCAGGUCUCGCCUACGGAGUCGUCUCUGUCGCUCGCGAUGGCGGGGCGAAGCUCUGGGAUCUGCGUCGCCUCGGGUCUGACAAAAACCCUGUGUGCACCUUGCUCACCUCGCGCCUCGGCGGUGGUCAGUCAGGAGUGGGUAGUACUGCCAUGGCCGGCCAUCUUCUGGCUGUCUCCUCCGUCUCCACGGGGCUUGUGUGCGUGGACGCUCAAACGGGUACUCAACUGCUGCACACAACGAAAAAGCUGUCCCCAGCAACCCGGAUUGCAUUUGGGUCUCUCAGCAAUGUCGACGACAACGAUGGCUUUGAGCUCUACACCUUCAGUCCACACUACACACAGCGCUUUCACCUUCACCUGUAA
Messenger RNA from Leishmania braziliensis MHOM/BR/75/M2904, 1761 nucleotides. RefSeq lists its product as hypothetical. Gene Ontology annotation, molecular function: protein binding. The transcript has a single exon. The coding region runs from base 1 to 1761 and encodes 586 amino acids. The record is from RefSeq and is a predicted model, not a curated record. Lineage: Eukaryota; Euglenozoa; Kinetoplastea; Trypanosomatida; Trypanosomatidae.